ACAUUGACAUGUUGUAUGACAAAUUACCUGCUGAAGAACCACGUGAUCGUUCCGCUUGGCUGCGUCCAACAACAAACCAGGUGUGGGAGAAAAGUUGGCCGUCUUUCAUUUAUUCAACUGUCUCUUGCUGUGUACAUUUUGAAUUAUUUUUAUAGGACAUUAUUUAUUAAUUAUAAAACAUAUGAGAGGAUUUUUCAAAAGAUGGCCAAAAUGAAUUUUACGCUGUUAUUUGUUAGUCUUGUAAUUCUUAAAGUUUGCCAAAGUUAUAACCGAGUAUGUUAUUACACAAAUUGGGCCCAGUAUCGACCAAGUAAUGCAAAAUAUGUUCCCGAAAACUUAGAUCCAUAUCUUUGCACCCAUUUAAUAUUCGCUUUUGCCAAAAUGAAUGGAAAUCGCCUGGUAGCGUUCGAAUGGAACGACGAAUCAACAGACUGGAUGCGUGGAAUGUAUGCCAAGUUCAAUGACAUUAAAUUGAAAAAUCCAGCUCUAAAGACAUUGCUAGCCGUCGGUGGGUGGAACAUGGGGUCUAAACCCUUUACCCAAAUGGUAAAGACACACGAAAGCAGAGCAGAAUUUACCAAAUCAACCAUCCAAUUCCUCAGAGAAAGAAAUUUUGAUGGUCUUGAUUUGGAUUGGGAAUACCCUGCCAACAGGGGAAGCCCCAAGGAAGAUAAAGAUAGAUUCACCAAGCUUGUCAUCCAACUUAGAUCUGCAUUUAACCAAGAAGCAGCGAUGACUGGAAAAACGCCAUUGAUGUUAACUGCCGCAGUGGCUGCUGGGAAAGACAAAGUAGACACUGGCUAUGAAAUUGCUACAAUUGCCAGACAUAUGGAUUUCAUUAAUGUAAUGACCUAUGAUCUUCAUGGUCCUUGGGAGAAAGUUACUGGACAUAACAGUCCUUUACAUGCCAGGAGGGAAGAGUUUAGUCCUGAUAACCAAUUAAACAUCGCCUGGGUUGCAGAAUACUGGAAUAAAAACGGACUACCCAAAGAGAAGUUGAAUGUCGGACUGGCUCUUUAUGGUCGAUCUUUCACAUUAACAGACCCAUACAACAAUGGAGUGGGGGCCCCAGCCAAAGGAAAGGGUAACGCUGGUAAUUAUACCAGGGAGGCUGGAUUUCUGUCCUACUUUGAGGUGUGCCAGAAACUAUCAGAGGGUGCCCAGAGACAUUACAUCGCAGAGCAGAUGUCCCCCUACAUCACCUACGCUGACCAGUGGGUCGGUUAUGACGAUAUGGAUAGCUUAGCUGUAAAGGUUGACUACAUAAAGAAGCACAGAUAUGGCGGUAUCAUGGUGUGGGCCCUGGACUUGGAUGACUUUAACUUUAUCUGUAACUCCACCACCGAGACUUACCCUCUACUGAGGAGGAUCAACCAACAGCUGGGGGUCAAACUUCCACAGACAUCUUCAAUUACACGCCCUCCUUCCGGUCAAAGUUCCGGUACAGGAUCAGGACCCUCCAAGCCGUCUGCUCCUCACAGUCCUAAGCCUUCUGGGGGUAAAAAAUUCAAAUGUGAAAUUGGAGGAGAUGGUCUCUAUGCAAGUCCCUACUCAUGUAAUGAAUACUACACCUGUAAUGAUGGACACGCCCAUCAUUUUAAAUGUGCCCAAGGAUUACAUUUCAGCAGCCAGUUCAACUUUUGCGGAUGGCCGAAGGACGUGGUGUGUGAUCUAGACGCUGCUCGCAAGAGGGCGAAACAAGUUCUUAGUAACGAACCUGAGCCUGCAGCUCCGCCACAGCAACCUGUCCAGAAAACUCCCCCGCCAAUAUACAACCCCGCACCAGAAAGGCAAAAUGCAUUUCAAUUUCAACCAAAUGUGCCAAAUCAACAGCAACAACCGGUGAAUCAGCAACAGAAUGUACAACAGCAGACAUGGAAUCAAGUGCCAAGUCAGCCUAAAGUAGCUCCGCAACCACCAAGGAGAAAUAUCCAACAACAGCAGCGACAACAACAACAGCCACCUGUGCAACAGACGCAACAAAGCCAGCAAAGGAAUGUGAUGGACUCUGUGGCAUCAAAUGAUCCCUGGAGAUGGCUGGAACCAGUUCAAGAGCAACAGAAUCAGAUGCCGUUCUACUGGAACUAUUUGCGUCCGGAUAUGUCACCUGAUUUCUGCACGGGUAAGGAUAAUGGUAUGUACCCCGAUCCCGAGAACUGCAAUGGAUUCAUUGACUGUGUGAAUCAUAUAUCGUUCAGGGGUAUGUGUAGCCCGGGAAUGGCCUUCGACAGCUCAAGACUUCAGUGUGAUUACGCUCAGAAUGUGCCCGGAUGUCCAGAAUCAAUUUAAAAUAUAACCAUGGUUUGACAUGCAUAAUCACAUCCAGUUCACUAGAAUUUUGUCCUGUUCCUUUUUAUGCCAGGAAACUGUAUAUAUACUUUUUGAAUCUGUCCUCCUCAGAACUGGGACGUGACUAACUUUAUUUGAUCAAUAUCCACAAAUUGUCUCAAAUAAACUCGUAAGUGAGUUGGAUGAUAGUUGAUUUCUUCAUAACUUCGAUAUUUGAUCAAAACUUUCUUGUGGAAAGUACUCUUUGUCAACUUAUUCUUUCAGAUGAUAAAUAUUAAUUACAUUCCAUGUAUACAUCAUUUAAAAUGCUGAUACUGUAACCAUGUUACCAUAGUGUUAUUUGCAAUUGUAUUUAAUACAUAAUAAACAUGUGUUGCUUCUGGAAA
This is a messenger RNA of Saccostrea cuccullata (small rock oyster), 2675 nucleotides long. RefSeq names its product acidic mammalian chitinase-like. Gene Ontology annotation, cellular component: extracellular region. The transcript is spliced from 12 exons. Gene Ontology annotation, biological process: chitin catabolic process; carbohydrate metabolic process. The record is from RefSeq and is a predicted model, not a curated record. Lineage: Eukaryota; Metazoa; Mollusca; Bivalvia; Ostreida; Ostreidae. Gene Ontology annotation, molecular function: chitin binding; chitinase activity. Bases 16 to 2289 code for a protein of 757 amino acids.